AUGAGGAACGAAAGCGGUGGAUCCCACAACUUCAAGAAACCAAGACUGGACUUGGGAGCCAAGACCGCACCUUCACCACCCCAAGGAUCAACCCGAGUGGAGCCCGGUGAUCAAGUUAAGAGAUAUCGUAGUUCUGAAGAAGCGAAAAUCCAUUUAAUACGCCGUGGCUUUAAGGAAUGGUACGAUCAAUGGAUAUGGCAUGGUGAAAGCUUACCUCAUAGUACAAGUGUUAGUAAGAAUGAAGCUCAUGCAGACAGUCAAACUCAUGCAAAGAGUGAAACUGAAGCAAAUAGUCGAACUCAGGCAGAUAACGAGGAGAAUGAUGAGGAUGAUGGAAUUAAAGACCGAAUAGAUGAAAUGAUGCGUGAUAUGCAGGGAGAUUGUAGUGAAAUGCCUCUUGAAUUUAAAUGUUUGUUUGAGAAUGCUGAAAAACCUUUGUUUUCUGGGUGUGCCAAAUAUACUAAGUUAUCUGGUGUGCUUAAAUUAUAUAAUUUAAAAGCAAAUAAUGGAUGGAGUGAUAAGAGUUUCACGGGAUUAUUAGAACUAAUAAAAGACAUGCUUCCUAAUGAUAAUGAACUUCCAAAUUCAACUUAUGAAGCAAAGAAGUUGUUGAGUCCGUUGGAAUACAAAGACUUGCAUGUAUGUCCAAAGUGUGGGUCAUCGCGUUACAAAAGGAAAAAUGUUGGUGAUGAACCAAAGAAUAAGAAAGGUCCACCAGCCAAAGUGUUAUGGUAUUUACCUGUAAUACCAAGAUUUAAACGCAUGUUUGCUAAUCCAAGGGAUGCAAAAAAUUUGCAAUGGCAUGCUAUUGGGAGAAAAGACGAUGGAAAACUAAGACACCCAGCCGAUUCACCACAAUGGAGGAAUAUUGAUAGGAGGUGUCCUAAAUUCGGUACUGAAAAUAGGAGUCUUAGACUUGGAUUGUGUACUGAUGGAAUGAAUCCUCAUGGAAAUGACAUAGAUGUAUAUCUAGCGCCACUUAUUGAAGAUUUAAAAUUGUUGUGGAAUGAAGGUGUGUCGGUGUAUGAUGCUUAUACUCGAGAAAGUAUUACCUUACGUGCAAUGAUCUUUUGCACCAUAAAUGAUUUUCCAGCCUAUGGUAACCUAUCAGGUUAUACUAAUAAAGGAGCUAAGGCAUGUCCUAUUUGUGAAGAUGAAACAGUCAAUCUAUGGUUGAACAACAGUAAAAAGAAUGUGUUCAUGAGUCAUAGGACAUUUCUUCCAAUUGACCAUCCUUAUCGAAAGAAGAAAAAAGCUUUCAAUGGAGAAUCAGAGACUGGAGUAGCUCGUUUGUCUUUAUCUGGUUUAGUGGUUUAUGACUGUGUUAAAAAUGUUAAUGUUGCUUUCAGCAAAACGUGUAAGACUACUCAGAAGACUCUAUGGAAGAAGAGGUCUAUAUUUUGGGAUCUACCAUACUGGAAGCAUUUAGCUGUUAGACAUUGUCUUGAUGUAAUGCAUAUUGAGAAGAAUGUUUGUGACAUCAUUAUUGGAACACUAUUGAACAUUCAGGGAAAGACAAAAGAUGGUAUUAAAGCUAGAAAGGAUAUGGUUGUAAUGGGAAUACGGGAGAAAUUAGCACCACAAGAAAUGGGAAAACGGGCAUACUUACCUCCAGCUUGUCAUACUUUGUCAAAAAAAGAGAAAACAAGUUUUUGUGCUUGUUUAAAUGGUGUCAAGGUCCCUUCCGGUUAUUCAUCGAAUAUUAAAAAACUUGUGUCAAUGAAGGACCUUAAAUUGGUUGGCAUGAAGUCUCAUGAUUGUCAUGUAUUAAUGCAGCAAAUGUUACAUAUUGCUAUUCGAGAUUUUUACCCAAACAUGUUAGGUAAAGUUGUUGAUGCAGAUGUGUUAGAUGCUUUGCAGGCUGAAGUGGUUGUUACUUUGUGUCAACUUGAAAUGUAUUUUCCCCCAUCCUUUUUUGAUAUUAUGGUGCACUUGAUUGUUCACUUGGUAAGGGAAAUAAAGAUGACUGGUCCGGUUUUUAUGAGAUAUAUGUAUCCGUUUGAAAGAUACAUGGGAAUAUUGAAAGGAUAUUUGAGGAACAGAUAUCGACCUGAAGGAAGUAUAAUUGAAGGUUAUGGUUCUGAAGAGGCAGUUGAGUUUUGUACUGAUUAUUUAGCUAAUGUUGAGUCUAUUGGUAAUCCCAAGCCUAUUCAUGAAGGAAGACUCAGUGGGAAAGGUACUAUUGGAUUUAAACACUUUGUUCCACCUACUAAUUUACGAGAUAAGGCACAUCAUCUCGUAUUGGAACACCUUACUGAGGUUCAUCCGUACUUGGAGCAACACAUGUCUAUGAUAAGACAACAAAAUCCUUCAAAGGGUUAUGACAUAAAUGGAUAUACAUUUUACACCAAGCGACAAGAUGAAAAGAGUGUGGUGCAAAAUAGUGGGGUUACAUUAGUAGCAACAUCAAAAGAUUAUUCAAGUGCUAAAGAUACUAAACCGAUUGAUGUUGUUAUGCCUUACUAUGGUGUGAUUGAAGAGAUUUGGGAAAUCGAUUACAAUGUGUUUUAUGUUUCUGAUCCUGUGGAUAAAAAGUGGUCAAUUGUUUUACAAGGCAAGAGAAGUAUUGUUGGUGUUGGAGAUGUUGUUGAUGAAGAAGAGUAUGAUCAUUUUGAUGAAACUCCUCCAUUUUCAAUUGGUAUUCAGUCUUUAUCUUCAGAGGAUAAUAACCUUGAAAUUAGUUACAUGCGUAGUGAUCAUGAAGAAGAUUGUGGGUUGACCAUCGGCCAUCAUAGUGUUUUGCUGUAA
Ipomoea nil (Japanese morning glory) is the source of this 2748-nucleotide messenger RNA. RefSeq lists its product as uncharacterized. The record is from RefSeq and is a predicted model, not a curated record. NCBI's taxonomy places the organism in Eukaryota, Viridiplantae, Streptophyta, Magnoliopsida, Solanales, Convolvulaceae. Bases 1 to 2748 code for a protein of 915 amino acids. The transcript is spliced from 7 exons.